CACAAGUUUUAAGAAAUUCUUAUUAGCAUUUCUAUCCAUCCAAAGCCCUAAGUUCCGUAUCGCUCCGAGCUCACUUCAACAACCCAUAUCGAUGGGUCUGCUUUCCUGGUGGAAGGGGAAGGCGGUGGCGCCGAACGCUGGCUCUUCAGGAACGAACAACGGUGGAGAGGGUGUUGCAGCGAAGUCAGAGGAAUGGGCGGUGGAGACCUCGGGCCUAAACGGCGCGAUGGAGGUUCGCCGGCCGGCGGACGUGACGGUGUUCGAGUUCGGUUCGGCGGCGGCUGCUGGAGAGAAGGUAACGCUUGCUGGGUAUUGCCCGGUGUCAGAAGAGCUGGAACCUUGCCGCUGGGAGAUCAUCCCGGCUGCCGGAUCAGACGCGCCCCUAUUUCGGAUUGUCUUUUGAUUCCAGGGUAUCUGUAGAAACUCCUUUACCUAGUUUUGAUAAUAUGAAACUUUAUGAAACAACUUCUUUUACUUGCAAUGCAUUUGAAAUUGUUGCUUAAAUUCUAACUUUGCAGGAUUUUGAUUCUUGAAUUUGUGGGAAUUGUUUCAUUUUUAUUUGAAAUAAAGUGGUAUGUAUGUAAAUCCCCCUUGAUCGACUACUCAAAUUUAUUA
Messenger RNA from Dendrobium catenatum, 615 nucleotides. RefSeq lists its product as uncharacterized. The transcript has a single exon. The record is from RefSeq and is a predicted model, not a curated record. The coding region runs from base 92 to 403 and encodes 103 amino acids. Lineage: Eukaryota; Viridiplantae; Streptophyta; Magnoliopsida; Asparagales; Orchidaceae.